ACUUAAUAUUUAUAUCAAAUUGUGUUUGUUGGCAUUAACAAAAAACCAUAUGCCUCUCUCUCUCUCUCUCUCUCUCCCCCUCAAGAAAAUAAUAAACCGAAAGGGUAUUCUCUCUAUCAUCUCCUUUAUCUCUCCCUCCACCUUUCUUGUAUGACCCUCUUUCCUUUUCAUUCCACUCCCUUCUCUCUUCUCCUCCUCCUCUCUAACUAGAGAGAGAAAGAAAGAGAAAAGGAGGGAAAGUAGUGGCGGCUUAGCCAAAUGAAGAACACCAUAAGGUGCUGCAUCUCGUGCAUUCUCCCGUGCGGAGUCCUCGACGUGAUCCGGAUCGUCCACUCGAAUGGUCGCGUCGAGGAGAUCAGCGGGACCGUCAAGGCCGCGGAAAUCCUCAAGGCCUACCCCAAGCACGUCCUGAAGAAGCCCUCCACUUCCUCCGGCGAGGGCUGCUGCCCGAAGAUCGUGAUCGUCCCGCCCGACGCCGACCUCCAGCGCGGCAAGAUAUACUUCCUCAUGCCCGUCCCUUCCGCCCCCGAGAAGUCCCGGUCGAGGCGGAAGAAGAGAGCGGACACACAAAGUGGUGGCGGCAACGGCACCAACAGCAGAAACAACGGCAGCAGCAACAACAAAAACAAUAGUACCACCGCUGUUUCUGCGACGGAUUUUUUGAUUUCGGAUCGGUACUUGACCGAGAUCCUAUCGGAGAAGGUGUCGACGCAGAAGGAUAGGAGGCGAGGGCGCGCCGGAGUGUGGAGGCCUCAUCUGGAGAGCAUAUGUGAGACGACGAGCGAAGUUUAAAUAUAUUUUUUUUUGGAGGGUUGAAGUUAAAUUAUGUUGUGAUUAUUUUUGUCUAUGAUUUUUUUUUUCUUCUUUCAGCGAUCGUCCAUUUGGGGUGGUUCUAAAUAACAGUAUCAGGAUACGUAUUGGUGUCAUCGGAUUAUGAGUCUGCCGAUAUCUUAGGAUAUCGAAAUCUGAUAUUUUGUUACGUAUCUGCUGAUAUUUAGAGCUUAGUUCAAAGAUGUUGCCCAUAUGAACUUUUUUGGUUUUUUUUCUCUUUUUUUUUUUUAAUUUAAAUUUUAUGUAUAUAGCAUUGAGAUAAGAGAAGAAAAAUAACCAUGUCAAAA
Messenger RNA from Rhododendron vialii, 1118 nucleotides. RefSeq lists its product as uncharacterized. Bases 259 to 792 code for a protein of 177 amino acids. The transcript has a single exon. The record is from RefSeq and is a predicted model, not a curated record. Lineage: Eukaryota; Viridiplantae; Streptophyta; Magnoliopsida; Ericales; Ericaceae.